This is a messenger RNA of Sphenostylis stenocarpa, 834 nucleotides long. NCBI's taxonomy places the organism in Eukaryota, Viridiplantae, Streptophyta, Magnoliopsida, Fabales, Fabaceae. The record is from the annotation of a GenBank genome assembly.
AUGUGGCAUUCUCAGUGUCACCACCUUCUCUUCCCACCCCCACUUAGACCCACACUCACGCACCAUAAACCCCCUCUCUCCCUUCUUCCACCCCUUCAUCACAAACCCACCAUUCUCCACUCUGUUUCAGUUUCAGCCAUUCCUCCAUGGCUCGCGCAACUGGCUGAUGCAGCAGACAUUGACACAGGGGGACCCGUUGAACUCCCCUUCUCUUCCACCCCUUCCAUUUUCGCCACCACCGACGACCCUUCUCCUAUUCAAGUCGCUUCCAGUAUUCUCCUCACCGGCGCCAUCUCCGUCUUCCUCUUUCGCGCCCUCCGCCGCAGAGCUCAACGUGUCAAACAAUCCCAAUUCAGGUCUUCAGGAGUGAAAUCAAUCAAGGAAGAAGCAUUGGAUAGCUUGAAAGCCUUUAGGUCAGCUUCUGUAGAGGCUAAGGGUCCACCUUCAGCUGUUCAGACAUUGCUUGGGGGAAUAGCUGCGGGAGUCAUUGCUCUUAUUCUCUAUAAGUUUGCAACUACCAUAGAGGCAGGUCUAAACCGACAAGCAAUUUCUGAUAACUACUCUGUCCGCCAGAUAACCAUCACCAUAAGGACAAUAGUGAAUGGCUUGACAUAUCUUGCAACAUUUGUUUUUGGCCUAAAUUCCCUGGGUUUAUUCCUAUAUUCUGGCCAGCUUGCCAUCAAAUCCAUUAUGGGAGGAGAUUCAACUGAAAAGGAAACUGAAAGUAAAAUUACUGAACUGUCAAAUUCAUCCAAGUUAUCCAUUGAGAGUACCCCUGAUAACACUGAAUUGAGCGGCAGGAAGGAAGAACAAAGUUCAAAUGAUGCACAAUAG